Messenger RNA from Lizanozyma spartinae, 990 nucleotides. RefSeq lists its product as uncharacterized. Lineage: Eukaryota; Fungi; Ascomycota; Pichiomycetes; Serinales; Debaryomycetaceae. The record is from RefSeq and is a predicted model, not a curated record. Bases 1 to 990 code for a protein of 329 amino acids. Gene Ontology annotation, molecular function: metallopeptidase activity; translation initiation factor activity; protein binding. The transcript has a single exon. Gene Ontology annotation, cellular component: cytoplasm; cytosol; eukaryotic 43S preinitiation complex.
AUGGCAUCUACACAGAAGGUAUACACAGCUCCUACAGCAACAUCAGUGGAGAUAGAAGGAAGCGCCUUGUUAAGUGUUGUGAAACACUCAUCAAGUAACUACCCUUCGUUAUUCUCUGGUACUUUAUUAGGAUUCAGAAGCGAUGAGGGUACCAUUGACAUUACUCACGCAUAUCCAUAUCCUUAUCCAGACCAAUACGAAGGUGGUCUGUUCAAGUCUAAAAGUGGCGCAAAGUAUCAACAAGAGAUCCAAGAAACCUUGAAAGGAUUAGGAUAUGGAGUUGAAUUCCAAGGUUGGUUCCAAAGUACUUUUGGUGGUAACUUUGUUACUACACAACUUGUUGAUUCUUUGGCUCAACAGCAAUUAAGUAACGCCAAUGCAUUUGUUUUGAUUCUUGAUAUGGUUUCAAUAAACAAAGAGUUGGAUGUUAAGGCCCUUAGAUUAACUGAAAGUUUCAUUAAAACUUAUAUCGAUGGUAAAUGGAAGACUAAAGAAUUGGCUACAAAUGAAUUAACUUAUCAAAACAUUUUCGAAGAGAUUCCAGUGAUAAUCCGUAAUCUGAAGUUAGUCAACUUAUUUUUAAGUUCUCAAGGCCCAUCAUUGGAUGACUCCUAUGAUAUUUUGAACAUGUCAUCCAAUCAAAACGUCAAUACUCAAUUGUUGGAAUCAUUGUAUAGCCAAGUUGAUGCUUUGAAUUAUGAUCAGAGUAUCUUCAACUAUUACCAAAGACAACUUCAAAAGGAAAUGGGCCGUGUUCAACAAUGGAAGAACCAAAGAAGAUUGGAUAACUUGGAAAGAGCAAAGAACGGAGAAAAGGAAUUGGAUCCAGAAGAAUGGAAAUCUCUCUUCAGAUUACCAAAUGAACCUUCAAGAUACAAUAGCACUUUACAUUCUUAUGCUAUUGAUGUUUUGGCUGAUGACAUUUUAAAGAAGUGCGACCAUGAGUUAACCAAUGCCUUUGCUAUUGAGAGAAACUUGGUCCAAAACUAG